This is a messenger RNA of Cuscuta epithymum, 928 nucleotides long. NCBI's taxonomy places the organism in Eukaryota, Viridiplantae, Streptophyta, Magnoliopsida, Solanales, Convolvulaceae. The record is from the annotation of a GenBank genome assembly.
UUUUGGGACAACCCAAAAAAGAAAUAAGACAACCAAAUGGGACGGAGAGAGUAUUAAAUUUCUAUUAAUGUGAAUUUUCGCAAUAUUAAUUUUUCAUAAUAUUUACUCAUGCGUAAUUAAAUUUGUUCCAAAUUGUUUUGCAAACUCAACAUUUUUUGAGCAACCAAUGUCAGGGUCCGUUUGUUACGAUGUAAAGUAAACAUUUUGUGCGUAAAGUGUGGGGAAGUAAACAGUUUACACCGUUUGUUUUAAUUAUAUAUUUAAUGUAAACUGUAUGACACUUUUUAAAAACAUUUUACAUCAUACUAUGUAAACUAUUUUACGUGCGGUGAUGGUAGUAAACUGGUUUACAUCCGUUCAAUGUAGUAUAUAUGUUGGGUUUUUCUUUGUUUUCUUGACCCAUGAGGAAAGCCCAAGUAUUGACCCCAUUAAAAGUUUCUUUGUCUUUCUAUUUUUGGGAGCUAAUAAUAAUAAGGGGUCAGCCACUAUCUCAAAUACAAGGAUAGAAAGAGAACAACAGUUAAGAGCAAAAGUCACAAAACAUGAGCUGAAAUGCUCAUCUCGUUUUUCCAGCAGGCAGCAAUGGAAAAGUUCCGUUUCCCGAAGAUUGAAUUGUUGGAUCGUCGUGAUUUUUGGACAGUAGCUUCACAGUAUUUGGGCCAACAUUCUGGACGGUGGAGAUCGGCUUUUGAGGUCUGGAGGUCCGGUUUCGUUGGUCUAGACAGUAGCUAUUUUCUGGUGAUGUUUUUUCUUAUCUUGGCUCUAUUUGAUUCCCUAAACCUUGAUGUGCUUAUUUCCAAGGAUAUGAUGAUUUUGUAUGCCUCUAGUAAUAUAUAGAGAAGACUUUGUACUGCUCCUUUGAUGAUGAUGAUAGUGGAUUUAAGCGGCCAAAAUGGUCCCAUAGUUUUUCCCUAGUUAACGGGUUUUC